UGUCUAAGUAGACAAAAGUCUUCAAAAAAGUGUGUUUUCGAUUGAUACUGCAAUUUGAUGGUUUGGUGACAAAAAAUUGUAAAGAAUUAAAAUCUGUGUUAAUUUUUGCUGCGUAGUAAUAAUUUACAGUCUUAAAAACAUAUUUUUCAUCUAGGGUGCAGCGGUAGUUACGAGAAAGAUCGAUGAAUAAAAUCAAUUAAUUUCGAGUGGUGAUCCAUACCACUAAACUGUAAAGAUGGCAGAAGUGGAUCCAGAGACAUUACUGGAGUGGCUGCUGACUGGGCAGGGUGAUGAACGUGAUAUGCAACUCAUUGCUCUUGAACAGCUGUGUAUGCUUCUACUAAUGUCUGAUAAUGUUGACAGGUGUUUUGAAAGCUGUCCACCAAGAACAUUUCUUCCAGCUUUGUGCAAGAUUUUUUUGGAUGAAUGUGCACCUGAUAAUGUUUUAGAAGUUACUGCAAGAGCUAUCACAUAUUAUCUGGACGUGUCUGCUGAGUGUACAAGGCGCAUUGUAGCAAUUGAGGGAGCUGUGAAGGCUAUAUGCAACAGACUGUUGACAGUUGACCCCAAUAAUCGGACAAGUAAAGAUCUAGCAGAGCAAUGUAUAAAGGUCUUGGAACUUGUUUGCACUCGAGAAGCCGGUGCUGUAUGGGAAGGUGGUGGUUUACCUGCUGUUUUGCAUUUUAUUACAAACCAUGGUACCUCAGUGCAUAAGGAUACACUACAUUCAGCCAUGGCUGUGGUUUCCAGGGUGUGCGGUAAGAUGGAGCCCGGUGACGCUCGCGUAGGUGACGCGGUGUCGUCGUUGUCAAUGCUCCUGCGUCACAGCGACGCGCGGGUGGCGGACGCAGCGCUGCGCUGCUUCGCCUCGCUCGCCGACAGGUUUGCACGCGCCCAUGCCGACCCGGCGCCGUUGGCUGAACACGGCCUAAUUGAAGAAUUAGUACGACGUUUGGGAAGCACAGAGAGUGGAGAUGAUAAAUGUCUCACUUCAGCCGUAUCCACUACAGUCAGUCUCCUUUCGACGCUAUGUCGCGGAUCGGCGCAGAUCACCCAUGAUUUAGUUCGUUUGGAAUUAUGUUCAGCCAUUGAAAAGGCAGUUCAAGCAGAUGAGCGUUGGUGCUUAGAAUGUAUGCGAUUGGUCGACUUGUUACUAGUACUGCUCUGUGAAGGAAGGCACGCCAUAGCAACGGGUGCGAACCGUAAUGUCGGUUCAUCAUCGGGCGCGCGGUCCACGGAGGCGAGUCGCGGCGGAGAGCGCUCGCACCGGCAGCUCAUCGACUGCAUCCGCGGGAAGGACACGGACGCGCUGCUGUCGGCCGUGUCCAGCGGCGCCGUGGAUGUUAACUUCACCGACGACGUCGGCCAGACGCUGCUCAACUGGGCCGCCGCCUUCGGCACCAAGGAGAUGGUCGAGUUCCUGUGUGAGAAAGGAGCGGACGUAAAUCGAGGACAGCGUAGUUCAUCCCUUCAUUAUGCGGCUUGUUUUGGUCGUCCCGCGAUUGCCAAGGUACUGCUUCGGUAUGGCGCCAAUGCGGAUUUGCGUGACGAGGACGGUAAAACCCCAUUAGACAAAGCGAGAGAGCGACACGAUCAAGGGCACAGGGAAGUGGCAGCAAUAUUGCAAUGUCCCGGAGAGUGGUUGGUUGUCGGCAACAGCGAGUCCCCGUCUCCGUCGACUGAUGAUGACUUUCCAGAGACGGGCGACAAAGAAAUGGCUGAGUUUUACCUAGAACGGCUGGUGCCGCUGUUCUGCGCGCGGUACGUGGGCGCGGGCGGCGGCGGCGUGCGGCGCGCCUGCCUGUCGCUGGUGCGCAAGAUGGUGCACUACGCGCCGCCGCGCCUGCUGCGGGACGCGCACCCCGCCGCGCUGCUCACCAACCUCGUCGCCGCCGUGCUCGACAACCAGGAUGACGACGAUGGACAUUUGACAGUUUUGGGCAUAUCCGAAGAGUUGAUGGCCAAGGCCGCCGACGUGUACUUGGAACAGUUCGCUCGGCUCGGCGUCUUCAGCAAAGUCGAAGCACUCGCCAUCACACCCAUUCAGUACGACAGCGAUGGCAGCUCGACUCCAGAGCUGAGCGGCGAGGACGCGUCGUGCUUGUCGAGCGGCGUCGCGUACUCGUGGGGCGAGUGGUCGCUGUGCCGCGGCCGCGACGCGCUGUACGCGUGGAGUGACGCCGCCGCGCUCGAGCUCAGCACCGGCAGCAACGGCUGGUUCCGCUUCCUACUCGACGGCAAGCUGGCCACCAUGUACUCCAGCGGCAGUCCCGAGCACCAGACCGACAACACUGAAAAUCGCGGAGAGUUCAUUGAAAAACUACAAAAGGCAAAAGCUUCGGUGAGAAACUUUAUCCCGCAGCCGAUCCUGUCGAAACCCGGUCCCAAUAAACUAGUUCUCGGGAAUUGGUCCUUAACAUGUGAAAAGGAAAAGGAGCUGCAUAUAUACAAUAUAGAUGGGCAGCAACAGACCACAAUAUUGAAAGAGGAUUUGCCGGGAUUUAUUUUUGAAUCAAAUAGAGGAACCAAACAUACAUUUACUGCAGAAACAUUUUUAGGUCCUGACAUCGCCAGUGGCUGGGCUGACAGAAGGUCAUUGCUUACCAAUAAUUCAACACCAACAAAACCUCGUUCUCGAAUAUCAGCAAAAACCGAAGCUCUUAAAGCACAAGUAUGUGAGCGAGCGCGUGCGCUGUACUCGCGGCACCUCGCGAGCGCAGUGACGCGCCAGCCGCGCCCGCCCGUCGCCCGCCUGCGCGCGCUGCUCGCCAGGAUGCAACGCAUCGCCACCCAGCCUUCCAAAGAUUGGCAACGAGAGCUCAACGAAUCGCUGGAUCAGCUGACCGAGUUGCUGUGUGGAGAUGAGCAUCUGUCUGCGUAUGAGUUACAGUCGUCUGGGUUAGCGCCUGCUCUACUACAGGUCCUCUCCCCACAGGUUAACGACGGUCCGGGCCACCUGUCGGAGCGCAGCCGCGUUGUGAGCGCGUGGAUGUGCCGGGCGUCGGGCGCGGCUGGCGCGGCGCUGGCCGAGCGGCUGGUGGCCGUGCUGGAGUCAGUGGAGCGGCUGCCGGUGCUCGCGCCGCACGACGCGCCGCCCGCCCCCGCCUCUGCCUUGCACCACCUCACUAAGCGCAUACGCUUGCGCGUCGAACGUGAAAGUGAUGAAAUCAGCGAAGACAGCAAUGCUAAUAAUAACAGCGGCCGUAACCUGAAAGUGGAAGCCCUCACUACCGUCCGUCAGCUAGAACGGUUCUUGGCCAAGUCCGUAGCGCGGCAGUGGUACGACAUGGAGCGGUCCACCUUCCUCUUCGUGCAAAAAAUAAAAACUGAAGCUCCUUUAAGCUUCACCUACGACCACGAUUUCGAUGAAAACGGCGUUCUGUACUUCAUCGGAACCAAUGCUGGCACUUGUGAGUGGGUGAACCCUGGCGCUCACGGGCUAGUCUACGUGUGGUCAUCAGACGGUAAACAGUUACCGUAUGGACGACCCGAAGAUGUGCUGUCGAGAUCUCCAGAACCACUCAACGUGCACACUAAUGACGACAGACGCGCUUUCAUUGCAUUGGACUUAGGCGUUCAUAUUGUACCAACCGCAUACACCUUACGUCACGCCCGUGGCUACGGGCAAUCAGCAUUGCGGAAUUGGCUUUUUCAAAUGUCAGUAGACGGCUUGACGUGGUGUACGUUGGUGGCACACACGGACGAGCAGGCGCUGCAGGAGCCGGGCAGCACGGCCACCUGGCGCCUCCGCACGGAUUCAUCCUAUCGAUAUCUUCGCAUACAGCAAAACGGAAAAAAUGCGAGCGGUCAAAAAUACUACCUUUCACUCUCCGGGCUAGAGAUCUACGGAAAGGUGACAGGAGUGGUGGAGACGGCGCCACGACAAAGCGGUGCCCCGCAUCAGACCACGGGCACGACGGCGAGCAGCGCAUGUAACAACGCUACCGCGGCGAACAACACGAACAACGCCGGCAUGGCGGGCGGCGGCGGCGGCGCGCGGGCGCGGCGGUGGUCGCGCGGCCGCGGCGUGUGUGCGGGCGCGCGCGUCUCCCGCGGCCCCGACUGGAAGUGGCGCGACCAGGACGGGCCGCACCCCGCACUCGGCACUCUCACUUCCGAACUGCACAACGGGUGGGUCGAUGUCAGGUGGGACCACGGAGUUCGCAAUUCGUAUCGCAUGGGUGCAGAGGGAAAGUUCGACUUGAAAGUUGUGAGCGGUGGUACUGUCAUCGAAAGUUCAAAAGCCAGCCGGAAGAGUCACUCAACUCCCAGUUUGCCUGACGCCACUUCUGUCGAUCAGGUAUCAGUAGCGUCGACGGAACAGGCCUCGUCAGCGGACAAUAUAUCGAGUGAAGAGAUGGUCAGUAAUAUGUCAAGACCCCGUACGCACGCCACAGAUCUCUCUGCCAUUAAUAAUUCGACGCAUCAUAUAAACUCUGUGUUUGACAUAGAUCUCGCGACAAUAGUGGAGUCAUUGACGUUGGGCGCCGAAAGUAACAAUUGCAUCACCGAGUUGGGGAAUACAUCGUUUACCAACAUGGAAAUGGGACCUACGAGCAUUACGGAUAUCACCAAACCUUAUCCCGCCAAAGAGCCGUUACCCGAAUCCAGUGCACACGAGUGCGACGAAAAUGAAGCCGGGGAAAGUCAAUACGGUGAUAAUAAGAAGGAAAGUCAGUCCGGUUCGGGCACCAUGAGCGCUAGCGAACCUGAUUUGACGCAGCAGGGCACAGGACGCCUGUUGGAGUCGCUGGGCGUGGGCCGCGGCAACAGUGCAGGACGAGGCAGCAACGUGCCGCGCUCGAACCGUAACAAUCAUUCCUCUGGUCUCCUACCUAGUUUGGUGCGUUUAGCGUUGUCGAGCAACUUCCCCGGCGGGCUGCUGUCGGCGGCGCAGAGCUACCCCUCGCUGUCGUCCAACGCGCAGAACGCGCUCACGCUGUCGCUCACAUCCACGUCCAGCGAAAGCGAACAGGUCUCAUUAGAAGACUUUUUGGAGUCUUGUCGUGCUCCCGCGUUGUUGACAGAGUUGGAAGAUGAUGAAGACGGUGAUGAGGCGCUGGACAGCGACAAAGAGAACGAACCCACUUACCAGGAGGUAGUCAGUAAACUUUUGGUAUCUCGUAAUUUGCUCUCUCUGAUGGAGGAAGAAGCUUUAGAGGCUCUACGUGGCAGCUCGGGAUCUGGACAAAACAAUCGCUCGCGCCGACCCUGGGACGACGACUUCGUGCUCAAGCGACAGUUCUCAGCGCUCAUACCGGCCUUCGAUCCUCGCCCGGGAAGAACGAAUCUCAACCAAACUGUCGAUCUCGAAAUACCUCUGAACGAGGAGUCCGAAGAGGAGGAGAGUUGGGAAGAAGUGCCAGAGAACGUCGGCGGCGGCGCGACUAGCGAGACCGGUCGCGCCCCGGCGCUGCGCCUGGUACUGAGCGCGGGCGGGGCCUCGCUGCCGCUGGCGCGCGGCUCCUGGACGCUGUACCGCGCCGUGCUGCUGCUGCACGCCCGCCUGCCGCACGCAGACCUCCAUCGAGAUACCACAUACACUUUAACAUACAAGGAGGUGGAGGGUUCAGAGGGCGCAUUUGCUUCGAGUGACACUGAAGAUGAUGAACCUAAUGAUCCAGAAGGCGGUAUAGUGGGUGCAGAGGGGAGCGAGGGCGGCAUGGCCACGAGCUGCGUGCGCGUGCUGCGGCGCCUGCGAGCGGCCGCGCCCGAGCUGCCCGCCGAGCCCUUCCUCUCCACCAAGCUCACCAACAAGCUGCAUCUCCAGCUGCAGGAGCCGCUCGCGCUCGCCGCCGCCGCCACUCCGCAUUGGUGUCAGCAACUGAUCGAUUGGUGUCCAUUUCUGUUUCCACUCGAAACAAGACAAAUGUUUUUCGCAUGCACCGCGUUUGGAACGUCCCGGACCAUCGUCUGGCUGCAAGCGCAACGUGACCGUGCUUUGGACAGACAGAGAGCGACCAACACGGUGUCACCGCGCCGAGCGGAGCUGGAAGCGACUGAAUUCCGCAUGGGUCGCCUCAGACACGAGCGCGUUCGGAUUCCGAGAGAUCCCGACAUGCUGCGUUCUGCUAUUCAGGUGAUGCGAGUGCACGCGAGUCGCAAGUCUGUAUUAGAGGUGGAAUUCGCGGGCGAGGAGGGCACUGGUCUCGGGCCCACGCUGGAGUUCUACGCGCUGGUGGCGGCCGAGCUGCAGCGCGCCGACCUCGCCCUGUGGCUGCACGACGCGCCGCUGCACGUCGAUGACGACGCGCCGCUGCACCUCAUGCAGCCCACAGAAAAGCCACCCGGUUACUACGUGAGCCGGCCCGGUGGCCUGUUUCCGGCUCCACUUCCGCAAGAAUCCCCUAUCUGUGAUAAAGUGUGCAAAUAUUUCUGGUUUUUAGGAGUAUUUUUAGCUAAGGUAUUACAAGACGGCCGACUAGUUGACUUGCCUCUGUCAGAGCCGUUCUUACGUAUAAUGUGUGGUGAAGAGUUAACGAAAGAGAAUUUACAAGAAAUCGAUCCCAUUAGACAUAGAUUCUUAGAGAAGAUGCUCGAAGCAGCCGAGGGGUACGACAAAAUAAUGCGUGAUGAAUCCUUGGACGAGAACGAGAAGCAGAAACGUGUCAGUGAGUUAAAUGUAGACGGCGCCGCUUUUGAAGAAUUGUCUUUAACUAUGACGCACAUCGCACCCAACGUCGACCCCGCUGUCGCCGUGCAACCGCUCUGUGAUGGCGGAGAACAUAUCGAGGUGGGCGCGCACAACGCUCGUCUGUACGCGGAGUGGAGCGCGCGCUGGAUGGUGUCGGCGGGCGUGCGGCGCCAGGUGGCGUGGUUCAAGCGCGGGUUCGCACGCGUGUUCCCGCCGCGACGCCUGCGGGCCUUCUCUCCUUCCGAGCUGCGCCUGCUGCUCUGCGGGGAACGCGGCCCCGUCUGGACCAGGGAACAUCUGCUGCAGUAUACCGAGCCUAAACUCGGAUACACCAGAGAUAGUCCGGGAUUCCUUCGUCUGGUUGACGUUCUGGUUGAGAUGUCGAUCUGCGAGCGUAAAGCAUUCCUGCAGUUCGCGACGGGAUGCAGCAGCCUGCCGCCCGGCGGACUCGCCAACCUGCAUCCUCGACUCACGGUCGUACGGAAGGUCGACGCCGGAGAUGGAUCGUACCCUUCAGUGAACACCUGCGUGCACUACCUGAAGUUGCCCGAGUAUUCGUGUAAGGAAGUGCUACGCGAACGUUUGCUGGCCGCGACCAACGAGCGCGGCUUUCAUUUAAAUUAAUUCCUAAUAAUAUAAUCGUGUUUAUAUCAAAAUAUAUUGUAACUAUAUUUGAACAUUUACACGCAUCAAUGCUGCACUUUGCCUUUAUAUACUCUUGAUUUUUAAGUAAUGUCGAAAAUUAAUUCAAAGCUGUCCCGUUUUGUUACUCUUACUGAAAUAAUGUGCUUGAAUAUAAUACAAUUGUAUUUAAUAGUUCAAAUUCUUUAAAUUAAGCUGCUAUUACAUUUUAUCCAAAUUAAAAUACACAAAUAUGUGAGUAAGAUGACUAAAGAUUGAAUUGAUUAAAUGAGUAAAAUUCAAUUUAAUUAACAACAAUUUGUAACAUGCCUACAAGAAAUGUUUUCAAUAUAUCGAUUCUGGAAAUAGUAUGUAUUUAAAUGAAAGUUGUUUACUAUCAUUAAAUUCGUGUUAGUAAAUCGGAAACACCAAUUAUCUAAAAUAAAUAAUAUCUAGGCGUAGAUUUAGUUAAUAAGUAAAUUUAUUGAUCGUGCUUAAAUUCUAAUCUUCGUUUAAUUUUCAUGGAGGCGCUGUAUAAUCAAUAACAAAUUCUAGUAUUACAAUAAUGCUAUAGGUGAGAUACGACCGGUACAUAAUUCCGAAAAGUAUUCUGUCCCCAAUAAAAUAUAAACAUUUUAGAAACUCAGUCUAAAAAAAUAAAAAUAGUAUUAUGAUUGAUGUAUUAUAAAAAAAUCGAAAAUUAAUACGAUACCAUCAGAUAUGUAUGGUAAUACGAUUUGCAACUUUCCAUAAAUGCUUUCAGCCUUCAAGCAGAUGCGAAACUCAUUGCAUCUAGCUAUCAGACAGCGCCUAGUUUAAUAAAUAAUCAAGAUUGAUAGAAGAACUAGAGCACUUUGUAAUUUAAAACGAUAUUUUGACAGCUAAUAGCUCUGGAGCUCUUGAUUAAUAUACAAACAUACAAGAACCAAUAUAAGGUCUUACAGUUUUUUAAAUAAUAAAAAAAAAACAGCUAUUAAGUCAUACGUUUUAAAUUAAGUAAAUAAAACCAUGAAAUGUUCCUUUGUGUAGGAAUGUUUGUUAUUUUUGAUUGAAUUUUAUAGGCAAGAAAUAUCCAUGAAAAUAAGUAAUGGUGAAAAAAUGUUGUAAAAUGACAAAUAUUAAUGUUUUAAAGAUGAAAGGAAGAGAGUAGCAGUAAUGACAUGAAACGUUUUAUGUUAUUUGGUUUCAAAUUUCUAACUUUUCAUAUCUGGACGUAUUUUAAAUUUAUUUUAAUUUUAGAUCUCAUUAAAAACUGAUUAUAUGAAGUAGAAUGUAUAAAAACCCAUUUAGAAAAGUCAAAUUUCAUUUUGUAAGCUUUUGCGUUUCGACAACUAUAGAUUAAUUUAAAAAGUAUCCCCUUUAACUCUACCAAUAUGAUACAAUUUGGUGUUUUUUUGUAAAUGAAUAACACAUUAAGCGCCUGAUGCGGUCAUUCUGUAUUUGUACAUAUAUUGAUCUACAGUGGAUUUGAUGAAAUCAUAUUGAUGAUAUUUAGACCAAAAAGAACAGGAGACUCGAGUGUCGCAUUAAUCAAUGCUUGUAAGGGUCUCCGACGUUAAGGUGUGAAACACUAAUAAUAUCGCGUGUUUAUGAAAUUUAACUGAUUAGCUGUGUUCCUUUAUUUCAAUCAUAUUAUUUUGUCAACUGAAAGUUGAUAUACUAUUGUGAUUUAUUCUAGAAAUAUUUUAUCAAUUAAAAUGUAUUAAGUUUAAAUUUAAUAGAUAUUUAGAAUUUAAUGAUUAACAUUACAUAACAAAUUGUAGCGUUCUUGUAAUUGUUGAAGAUUGUCUCAAUAAAUAAUUCGAAAAUA
Molecule: messenger RNA, 9065 nt
Organism: Bombyx mori (domestic silkworm)
Lineage: Eukaryota; Metazoa; Arthropoda; Insecta; Lepidoptera; Bombycidae
Gene: Ufd4
Product: E3 ubiquitin-protein ligase Ufd4
Exons: 45
Coding region: 236-7258 (2340 amino acids)
Biological process (GO): anatomical structure development; proteasome-mediated ubiquitin-dependent protein catabolic process; protein K63-linked ubiquitination
Cellular component (GO): nuclear speck
Molecular function (GO): protein binding; metal ion binding; ubiquitin protein ligase activity
Source: RefSeq, a predicted model, not a curated record